AGAAUUUUUUUCUUCUUGAAAAAAAAAAAAAAAAAAAAAAAACCUAUAAAUAAGCAGAGAGAGAGAGAGAGAGAGAGAGAGUCUGGAAAUCAAUCUGUGGAAUUGUAAUUGUGAGAGUAGUAGGAAUUGAAUUGGGUAAGUUAGUAGUGGAUUCAUAUGAUAUGAUAUGAUAUAAAAAUUAUCAAGAAAGAAAGUGUAAUAUAUAUAUAUAUAUAUAAUCAUAGCUUGGUAGCAUGGAAGAGAUCGUAGAAGAAGAAGAGGUCAAUGUCAGCAAAGGAGGAGUGUUAAUGCACAAUAGCAUUAACAUUAACAACAAUAACAAUACAGUCGAAAUCAUUCUCCGAACCAUUGGCCCCGCUCGCCCCUCUCGCCUCCGCGUCCCUUCUCCCAUCAAAGUAUGUCAUUUGAGAAAAUUGAUUGCUGAGAAUGAUCAUCUACCAAUUGAGAAUUUGAGGCUUAUUUUGCGAGGGAAUGUAUUGCAUGACCGCCAAAAUGGGGAUGAUGUCAGCCUACAACUCAAUAGUGGUGAUUCCCUGAUUGUUGCUGUCAAACCUAAGCCACCAGUGAAACAUGUUCGUGAUGGAUUUGAUGAUGAUGAUGAAGAAGAAGAUCUGAAGUUUCAGCUCCCACAAUCAUCAAGCCGGUGGAAAAGAAGACUAUACUCUUUUCUACACAAUAAGUUGAAGCUUCCAGAUAUCCUUUUGAUGGCAAUUUUCACUCUCAGUCUAAAGAUGUGGGUUGUUAUUAUCUUGUGGUUUAUCUUGGCACCAGUUGCCCAUAGAUGGGAUCUUGGACCCCUAUAUAUACUUGGAACAGGUUUUGGUAUCAUUAUCCUGAAUCUUGGACAGAGGCAACCUGGUGACGUAAGUGCAUACUCGGUUUUUAAUGAAGAUUUUAGAGAACUGCCUGGGACACUUAAUGCAGAUCGUCUUGAUAGAGACAUACGAGCAGGUCAAUUUUGAGCCUUUCACACCACAUAUAUAUGAUCGUCCCAAUGUAUUAAGGACAUAUUGUAAUGAUGUGUAUCAACAGAACUGCACAGAAGUAUUGAAUUCAAGCUGACAAAUUGCAAACUUAAGUAUAUCAUGAAAGUUUCUAAUUUUUCCCAAGUAUCUCCUCAUCAA
This is a messenger RNA of Quercus lobata, 1124 nucleotides long. RefSeq lists its product as uncharacterized. The record is from RefSeq and is a predicted model, not a curated record. The transcript has 7 exons. Gene Ontology annotation, molecular function: protein binding. NCBI's taxonomy places the organism in Eukaryota, Viridiplantae, Streptophyta, Magnoliopsida, Fagales, Fagaceae. Bases 234 to 962 code for a protein of 242 amino acids.